Messenger RNA from Calliphora vicina (urban bluebottle blowfly), 1332 nucleotides. RefSeq names its product Dynein axonemal assembly factor 4 (gene Dnaaf4). The record is from RefSeq and is a predicted model, not a curated record. Bases 503 to 1273 code for a protein of 256 amino acids. Lineage: Eukaryota; Metazoa; Arthropoda; Insecta; Diptera; Calliphoridae. Gene Ontology annotation, biological process: outer dynein arm assembly; inner dynein arm assembly; cilium movement. The transcript has a single exon.
CUCUCAGUGUAGAAAUAACGGUAUAAUUUAAUAGAGGAAAAUGGAAUACUGAACACAAGCAACAAAAGUUUUUAAAAAAAUUGAGAUUUACAAUACAAUUUGUAUUGACAUUUGUACACUUAACCAACAAAUAAUGGCUAUAAAUUGUUAAAUCGAUUGUUAUUGACGGUCGUUAAGGUUUGAGGGAGUAACCAUAGAGCAGGGAGCCAAAGCACCGGCUAAUAAAACUAAAUGACAUUCCAAUCAAAAUAUGUACAUAUUGUACAUACAAAUGUAAAUAAUAAUAAAAAAUAAAAUACAAAAGAACAAAAAUUAAACACAAAAAUUUUGUGGGAUGUCAAAACGAAUUGGUCUUUACAACAAGAAAGUAUUUUUAAAAAUAUUUAUCAGUAAAUAACAAAUAUAAUAAAAGGAAACUGAUAAUCCACAAAAAAAACCAACAUUGAAAGGUCAAACAACUUUAUUUAAGAGAAGAAAUAUUUUUUUAAAGAAUUUUGCGAUAAUGGUUCAAGUAACCCAAACCGAAGAAGAAAUUAAAAUCAUCAUUGAGCUAAAUCGGUUGAUAACCCGUAAACCGGAUAUUGUGCUGUUGCCCACAUAUUUGAAAUUUAAUAAUCCUCCCAUAUUCUUUGAACGUCAUCUAACACAGGAAAUCGAUGAAGUGGCCAGCUUUUGUCGCAUAUUUAAAAAUGAGGCACGCAUUAUACUGAUCAAAAAGGAAAAGGGCAUUUGGCCUGAAAUCUUUCAGAAAUUAAACAAAGAAGAACUAUUUCAAAAACGUUUGGAAUAUUCCGAUCAGAUAAUCUCCAGAAAUAAGGAACGUGAUGAAAAGGCCUUGGAACGUUAUGAACAGAAAAGGCGCACAGAAAUAACACGUGAGGUAAGCAGAGAGACAGCCUUGCGUGAGCGUGUUAAACAAUUUGAAAAGGAAGCUUGUCGUGAGGCCAUGAUAGUACAACCCAAAGAAACCCAUGUCAAAGCAACAAAACCAGAAUUAGUAAGAAAUUUGGCAGUUACUUCUUCACCGAGACCACCCUCUUUGUCAAGUGCUAGAGCCACUUCUGCCAAGGGUUUUAAUCGCUUGGGCACACCUAUAGCCCGUCCUAUGGCAGCCUUGCGUAGUAGUGGUAAAAUUAAUGUAAACUUUAGUAGUUUUCAAUAUGCUACCCCAAAACGUGAAUCUCAAGAAGGUUUACCGCGUCCUUUUGUGGUAGAGAGUGUCCCAAAAACUUGUAAUUCGAGAGAUGACAAAGCAGAAUCGGAGAAUCAGUGAAGUUUGUGUGAAAUUAUUUGUUUUUUUUUAUGAAAUAAAUGUUUUUUUUUAUUACAAAA